Molecule: messenger RNA, 1317 nt
Organism: Scomber japonicus (chub mackerel)
Lineage: Eukaryota; Metazoa; Chordata; Actinopteri; Scombriformes; Scombridae
Product: arylamine N-acetyltransferase, pineal gland isozyme NAT-10-like
Exons: 2
Coding region: 48-920 (290 amino acids)
Molecular function (GO): acetyltransferase activity
Source: RefSeq, a predicted model, not a curated record
CAGCAGACAACUCCAAGCCGCAGGUUACAUCACAGUUUAUAGGCAAGAUGAGUUUGGAGGAGUACUUCAAAAGGAUUGGUUUCCAUGGUUCAUAUGAUAAGCCCGAUCUUGCAACACUGCAAUUGAUCCACAAACAGCAUGUCAUGUCAAUUCCAUUUGAAAACCUCAGCAUUCACUGUGGUGAGAGGAACGUCAUGGACCUUGAUGCCAUUUUCAAUAAGAUAGUGAGGAGCAACCGUGGGGGUUGGUGUCUUGAGAACAACUUUCUGUUCGGCUGGGUGCUGAGAGAAAUGGGCUAUAACACUACAACAUUGGGCUCCAGAGUUUUCAACAGCAUCAUCAAUGACUUUGGCCCCCUUGAAUCUCAUCUCAUCCACAAAGUCGUCUUUGAUGGAAAGGCUUACAUAGCAGAUGUAAGCUUUGGGGUGUCUUCUCAAGUAUUGGAGCCUCUGGAGCUCAUCUCUGGAAAGGACCAACCUCAGGCAGCAGGUGUCUUUCGUUUGAUAGACCAGGAGGGUGUCUGGGUGCUGGAGAAGACUGGUAGAAAGCCAGAGGUUCUCAAUCCAGACUUUGCCACAUCAAGUCUGGUGAACAGGAAGGAAACAAAAACGAUCUACUGCUUCACCUUAAAGCCCAGAGAAGCAGAAGAUUUCUUUGAUAAAAGCGACAUACUUCAGACAGAUCCUAGUUCACUGUUCACCAAUAAAUCUAUCUGCUCUUUGCAGACACCUACAGGAUUCAGAGCUCUUAUUGGCUGGACCUACAGUGAGGUCACCUUCAAACCUGAGGAAGGUGUUGAUGUCUUAGAAAUGAGGGACAUAAAAGGAGCUGAGAUAGAGCAAAUUCUGUGGGAAAAGUUCAGUGUGAAGCUACAGAACAAACUACAGCCUGUAAACAACAAAUCCUUUUACACACUUUGACAAAUGUCAGGUCCUGUUGUGGUCCUUUGAUUAUGUCAUGAUGUGCGUUGAUUUCAUGCCAGGUGGAGCAGCUUGUUGAGGGAUCAUCUAAUUUAAACAUUCACAAUGCUUUGGAUUACAUUUCCGUGCAGUGUGGUAGCAGGGAGUCAGUGGACGGAUGGAGCUGUCUGGACAUAUCUGAGAGUUGAGGGUGGAUGAAUGACAUGUCUUGGAUCUGUGUUUUUGGCAUAUGUGUAGAACAGCAAACUAUCUAGAAUUGAUAGAUGGAACAAAUAUACAAAUAUAUUAUUUUUAAAUACAUGGUGUAAGACCUAAUGAGGUUCUAAGCACUCCAGUCAGAGCCAUUAAUGCUAAUAUGUUAUUCAAGGAUGUUCCUGUAACUAUGCUCAUAAAUAAU